This is a messenger RNA of Rasamsonia emersonii CBS 393.64, 1692 nucleotides long. RefSeq lists its product as uncharacterized. The record is from RefSeq and is a predicted model, not a curated record. The coding region runs from base 1 to 1692 and encodes 563 amino acids. NCBI's taxonomy places the organism in Eukaryota, Fungi, Ascomycota, Eurotiomycetes, Eurotiales, Trichocomaceae. Gene Ontology annotation, biological process: phosphatidylcholine biosynthetic process. The transcript is spliced from 2 exons.
AUGGCGAUGCUAACUUUCGGGCGUUUUAUCAGUCGUGCCUACGGCCCUCACACGCGUGGGGGUCCAACGCUUCUUUCCUUCCAAGAGAAACUGGAGCUCGUGGAGGAGCGCGCCUCUCAUUCCCGGAGCAAAUCCUUGCCGUCGCGUGCUGACAAGACCAUGGCUGCUAACGCCUCAGACAAUGCGCAGUCAGACGCUGUGCCCGACUCAGAUGGACUCAAUGUCCCCACGGAUGGUUCCGUCUCACCGACCUCGACGCCAGGCAAACUGUCGAGGAAUCCGUCCUUCUCGAAUAGCAGCUCCUAUCAAGAGGACUGGGAAAUUCCUCCGCUUGAUAGACUGACCUUUUUCGACCUGUUCGACAACUUGGCCAUCUCGCAGAAGCUCGAAAAAUGGCAGCAGACACUGAACGCUCAGCGGCAAAAAGUGCGGAGACAGCGCGAGAAGUUAAAAUCCACUUCGUUGCAGGCCAAGGAGCGGGUUGUUGGAGAGUUCAAGAAGCGUGUCCCCACGGCUGAGGAGCAGCUGGAAAAAUAUCGGCGUCGCAUGAAAGAGUCGGUUGAGAGGCUGGGGAAACAAUGGAACGCAACAGCUACAGUGACCAUCCGUGAGAAGAUCGCGUUCAUUGCGGGUGUCCUCAACGUUUUCAUCAGCGGGUAUCUGAUCGGCGCUUAUCCGGAAUACUUCUACUAUUGGUACACUGGCCAGCUGCUAUACUUUAUGCCAAUUCGAGUCUACACCUAUAUCAAGAAGGGCUGGCACUAUUUCCUCGCCGAUCUUUGCUAUUUCGUGAAUUUCUUGACCAUCCUCAGUAUCUGGGUGUUUCCCCGUUCGAAGAGGCUGUUGAUCAGCGCGUACUGCCUCGCAUACGGGAACAACGCUGUUGCCAUUGCCAUGUGGAGGAAUUCCAUGGUGUUCCAUAGCAUGGAAAAGGUGGUCAGCGUAUUUAUCCAUAUUAUGCCGCCGGUGGCGUUCCAUUGUCUCAUUCAUUUGACCCCGCCCGAGAUCCUCAAAGUGAGAUUCCCCGCCAUCUACAGCGUCAAGUUCAGCGCACCUGGCUCGCCAGAGCACUAUUCACUGUCGGCGAUGAUGCUUUGGGCCUCGAUCCCCUAUGCUAUUUGGCAAUUUUCUUAUUAUAUCUUCAUCAGUGUCCGUCGCCGUGACAAAAUCGCCGCUGGCCGUGUUACGAGCUUCACGUGGCUUCGGAGAUCCUAUUCCAAGACCUGGAUUGGCAAGUUCGUUCUCAGCUUGCCUGAAAAUUUGCAGGAACCGGCUUUCAUGAUGAUCCAGUAUAUCUAUGCGCUGUUGACCAUGGUUCCAUGCCCCAUCUGGCUUUGGUAUCGAUGGGGUAGCGGAGCUUUCCUGACGGUUGUGUUCAGCUGGAGUAUAUAUAAUGGUGCCACCUACUACAUCGAUGUGUUUGGAAAGCGGUUCCAGAAAGAGCUCGAGCAACUGAAGCAGGAUGUUGCCAAGUGGCAAUCUUCGCCGGACAGUUUUACGAGUCCCAUUCUCGCCCCUGACCCUGCGACUGCGGGCGCACGAUUGAUGGAUGAAACGGAAACCUCGCCUGUGGAAGAGUCAGGCAAAACCAGCAUCGACCGCAUUCCGCCUUUGGAUGCUUUGUCCGACUCGACUGGUGUGGAGCGUCGUGCACCAGACGCCGCUUCUGCGUUACGCGACAGGACCACAUGA